CCGCACUAAUUAAAUGCCAUCUGGGUGGUUCCUCUGGGUUUUUGAACCCAUCACCCAGUUCAGACCGAGUCAGAGGCCAAGGAGGAGAACAUGAUGAUGGACCUUUUUGAAACUGGCUCCUAUUUCUUCUACUUGGACGGGGAAAAUGUUACUCUGCAGCCAUUAGAAGUGGCCGAGGGCUCUCCUUUGUACCCAGGGAGUGAUGGUACUUUGUCCCCCUGCCAGGACCAAAUGCCCCCGGAAGCUGGGAGCGACAGCAGCGGAGAGGAGCACGUCCUGGCGCCCCCGGGCCUGCAGCCCCCCCACUGCCCGGGCCAAUGUCUGAUCUGGGCUUGCAAGACCUGCAAGAGAAAAUCGGCCCCCACGGACCGGCGGAAAGCUGCCACCCUGCGCGAGAGGAGGCGACUAAAGAAAAUCAACGAGGCCUUCGAGGCACUGAAGCGGCGGACUGUGGCCAACCCCAACCAGAGGCUGCCCAAGGUGGAGAUUCUGCGGAGUGCCAUCAGCUACAUCGAGCGGCUGCAGGACCUGCUCCAUCAGCUGGAUCAGCAGGAAAAAAUGCAGGAGCUAGGGGUGGACCCCUUCAGCUACAGACCCAAGCAAGAGAAUCUUGAGGGUGCGGAUUUCCUGCGCACCUGCAGCUCCCAGUGGCCAAGUGUUUCGGAUCAUUCCAGGGGGCUCGUGAUAACUGCCAAGGAAGGAGGGGCAAGCAUCGAUUCGUCAGCCUCGAGUAGCCUUCGAUGCCUGUCUUCCAUCGUGGACAGUAUUUCCUCCGAGGAACGCAAACUGCCCUGCGUGGAAGAGGUGGUGGAGAAGUAGCUCGCGGCCGGAGUGUGGGAUGUCCUCCACGGCGCAGGAAGACCCCCACCCUCCCUCCUUCGCCUAAUCCUAGAGCCUGGGUCACAUUACAUUAACAUUUAGGAACGCAGACCAAGGAGUUUAUGAAAGGGAAGGAGACCUGUUCACAAAGAAACUUCUCAGAAACUGUUGUGCACGCUCAGAUGAAAAAGCCUUUCGGCUUUGGGCUUUUACUUCUGGAACCGCGAGUGGCUUAGCCCUAGCAGCCUUACUCUGUGUUUGUGUGGUUAGUUGUGUAACCUCUUCCUUUGAUUCUGGGGAUCCCUUUGUGCCAUGUUCAAAAGAAGUUCAUUCCUGUCUGAAGCCAAGUGGGAACGUUGCCUCUAAAUGUUAGUGGUAUUGAAUGUAUUUUUGUAAAUAAUCUUAGUACUUUCAUUUUUUAUGUAAACCUGAGAAAUAUUAUUUUAAAUGUGGAGUGACGGAUUGCAUAUAAAAUGUGCGAGGAUCCUGAUAUUGUAAUAUUAAAAAGUAAGUUUCUUUAUG
Lutra lutra (Eurasian river otter) is the source of this 1341-nucleotide messenger RNA. It is a transcript of the gene MYF6, whose product is annotated as myogenic factor 6. Gene Ontology annotation, molecular function: DNA-binding transcription factor activity, RNA polymerase II-specific; RNA polymerase II cis-regulatory region sequence-specific DNA binding; protein dimerization activity. The record is from RefSeq and is a predicted model, not a curated record. The coding region runs from base 91 to 819 and encodes 242 amino acids. Lineage: Eukaryota; Metazoa; Chordata; Mammalia; Carnivora; Mustelidae. The transcript has 3 exons. Gene Ontology annotation, biological process: positive regulation of myoblast differentiation; muscle organ development; regulation of transcription by RNA polymerase II.